Messenger RNA from Trichoderma harzianum CBS 226.95, 306 nucleotides. RefSeq lists its product as hypothetical. NCBI's taxonomy places the organism in Eukaryota, Fungi, Ascomycota, Sordariomycetes, Hypocreales, Hypocreaceae. The record is from RefSeq and is a predicted model, not a curated record. The transcript has a single exon. Bases 1 to 306 code for a protein of 101 amino acids.
AUGCGCGCCAGGCUGAUUGCAGUGACCAGCAUCAUGCUGCACAUCAGCAGUACGAGUAAGCAGAACAUUGAUGCUACAGUCCAGGCCAUUGACCGAAUUCACGAUGCUACAGUACUGUACGAGUACUUGCUACAUAUCUUGGCCUCUGUUCGAAAGCGGCAUCAUGAUUCAAUCUUCCAGGGCACCGCCAUUGGACCCCAGUUUUGCAUGUACCGGUACCUGGGCCCGAACGUCAUCCACGCAGCCAAAGAGGUCAUGCAGGCCAGCUCUACUCCGUACUGCCUAAACAAGUACAAGACCACCUGA